Messenger RNA from Colletotrichum navitas, 1510 nucleotides. RefSeq names its product NAD dependent epimerase/dehydratase. NCBI's taxonomy places the organism in Eukaryota, Fungi, Ascomycota, Sordariomycetes, Glomerellales, Glomerellaceae. The transcript has 4 exons. The record is from RefSeq and is a predicted model, not a curated record. The coding region runs from base 182 to 1225 and encodes 347 amino acids.
CUGGCCUCCUAAUUACAGCUCAAGCCGUAAAAGUCAUACAAAUAUAUCGUUCAGACCUCAUCGUGGAUUGGCACCUUGAAACAUUUCUUCAAACCCCGAAAAAAACAUUGAGCUUCAUUGAACGAAAACUCGCAAGUCCCAUCAUCAGGUCCGAAUUGCUCUACCCCGGACGACACUCACAAUGGGCCAAAAGCUCCUUUACACAGGUGCCACUGGCUUUGUAGGCGGCAGCGUUCUGUCACAGCUUCUCAAUAGCUCUUACUCAGAGAUCAGGAACCUAGACAUUACUGUACUAGUUCGAAAGCAAGAGCAAGCCAACCUACUGAAGCAGAAAGGGGUCGAAGCUCUCGUUUUUGAAGGGCUCGAUGACUCCGAUUUCUUGAGAAAGACAGCCAGCGAGUAUGACUACGUCAUUCAUACACCAACUGGCUUCCACACCAGUUCGGCAGUGGCACUCAUCGAGGGACUCGCGCAGCGCAAGAUACAGACCGGAAAGAACGUUCAUUUUAUCCAUACAUCCGGAACUUCCAACCUUGCUGAAAGAGCCAGUAACAAGGAGAUAGGAGAGGUUCACGAAUGGUCUGACUUGGAGAACGUGUUCGAGUUUGAAGAGAAGAAAGAAAAGGAAGAAGCCUAUGGUCAACGCACGACAGACAUUGCCGUCGUGAACUCGGGAGAGAAGACGGGUGUCAAAACCUACAUCAUGAUGCCUCCCACUAUAUAUGGCCGCGGGACGGGACUGUUCAACCAGAGCUCCAUGCAAAUCCCCAGCAUCAUUCGCGGCGCCGUCAAGGACGGGGUAUCACAGUACGUGGGUGACGGCAAGGCUCGCCUGGGCCAUGUUCACGUAACGGAUCUCGCUCUUCUAUAUGAGCUUGUCCUUGAAAAGAUCUUGUCUGCGGAAGAAAUUCCGUUUGGGCGUAGAGGAAUAUAUUUCUCUAACACGGGCAGCCACAACUGGCGAGAUAUUGCCGAACACGUCGGUAAAGCCGGCGUCGCUCUUGGUGCACUGAAAUCGGCCGAGCCUAGGUCUGUGACUUUGGAAGAGGCUGCCUCAAAAUGGUUGAAGGCAACUCCACAAGUUGCAGAAAUGAACUACGCGUCUAAUUCCGCUACGAAGCCUGUUCUCGCAACCGAACUCGGCUGGAAGCCCAGAAAGACGGAAAGGGACUGGGAGGAAUCGUUUGUUGAGGCAUUUCAAAUGGUAUUGAACGAACAAAAAUGACGUGGUUGUUUUCUAUAGUUACACAGUUAUUUGGGAGCGAAAUUCCAUCCCACAUAACUGGUGUACUUUAUGCUCGGGUUGUCAUCCUCAUAGAUGCCACUGGUAUAAAACUAGUCUGGUACCUUUUUUGAUAUAUACUAAGAACACUCACUUUACCAUAGUAACAUCGAGCGGCGCUGCUUUGAUGUGCAUACAGGCUUAGGGCAUUAGGAUCAAUCUUUGGAAGUCGAACUUCAUAACUUAGUUGCAAAGGACCACGGCAAUUGAGAAGCCAAUACUUUCUCC